UCCACAUCUGUAUUUUCCAGCAGGAUUAGAACUGAUUCUUCCUUCCUCUGUCAGUGCUCAGGUCUGCGUUCAGCUGUUCCUAUAGCUGUGGUUGAGGAGAUCCUCCUGAAUCUUCCUGCUCAUCAGGUGGUGCGAGUCUGUCGUCUGGUGUGUCAUGAGUGGAAGGAGCUGGUGGACAGCACUGCACACUGGAGAGAACGCUGUCGGAGAGAGGGCUUACAGCCACAAGAUCCUUCCAGAGCCAUAGACAGCGGGAGCCAGUUUUACUUCAUAACUAAGAAACGACAUAACUUGCUCAAGAAUCCCAGAGCAGAAGAUAAACUUGAAGGAUGGAAGAUUGUACAGAAUGGAGGUGACCGCUGGGUGGUAGAGAAAAAUAGGAAUCCAUUUGUGGAUGAGACGGUUAUGUUUGAAGCAACAGCUGAUAGAUUUGAAGAAGGAAGGCUACAACGCUGCUUUCAUGGAGCAACUACAACCUCAUAUCAAAAUAUCAGACUGGUAUGCCCCACGCUUUGAUUGUGGGUGUCAGUAUGAGAUCUUUGUGGAGUUGCUUGAUAGGAGGAAAAAACCCAUCUGUACUUUUUAGCCUGAGAAAGUUUUUUUCCAACAGUGGAAUGAUGAGCCAUGGUGUUAAAUGACACAUGUCUUUAAGGAUUAUGGACCUGGGGUUCAGUUUAUCCGCUGUACUCAUGGAGGGGUGGAUACACAGUAUCGGGCAGGCUGGUAUGGGAUACGGGUCACUAACAGUAGUGUGGAGAUUUGUCCAGCUGAAGAAAGAUAGUGUCUUACUGCAUUUUUGUGCAACAGGCACAAAGGUGCACAAAGGAAUUCUAAUGAUGCAAUAUGCCAUAAAGGAGACAUAAAACAUUACAAAGCACUUCCGUGAAUGUACUUAGUUCUAAUAAACGCUGUAAAUAUGAGGGAACUUAGUCUGCAACUAUAAGUACAUACAUAAACAUGCACUAAAGUAAUCAGUUUACUUAAGUAAUGUUGAAAGCAGUUGAUGAGAUAUUAUAUCUUUUUUUUCAUCUCCUCUAUCUAUGUAUUAAUUUUGAAUUUGUAACAGUUGAAAAAGAAUGUAAGAAAUGUAAAGAUGAUGUGAUUGAAUCUGUAAGGAAUUUUGUGACCUUUUUGCAAACAUUUUCAAUCAUUGAAGCCAUAGUAAAAAUACCAUAUUUUCAGA
Carassius carassius (crucian carp) is the source of this 1183-nucleotide messenger RNA. RefSeq names its product F-box only protein 2-like. Gene Ontology annotation, cellular component: SCF ubiquitin ligase complex; cytoplasm. The record is from RefSeq and is a predicted model, not a curated record. Gene Ontology annotation, molecular function: protein binding; ubiquitin protein ligase activity. The transcript has 5 exons. Gene Ontology annotation, biological process: glycoprotein catabolic process; SCF-dependent proteasomal ubiquitin-dependent protein catabolic process. NCBI's taxonomy places the organism in Eukaryota, Metazoa, Chordata, Actinopteri, Cypriniformes, Cyprinidae. The annotation marks the transcript as partial.